AAAAUAUACGACGGAGAGGAUCGGCUCGGCGGGGGGGGGGAGGAGCCUGCAGCCCGCCCGCUCUUUUAAUUGGCUGCCGGCAGCCGUGCGCGUCGCUAAUUACUGCGCGAUGUUCUGCGCAAAGAAAUGUCGGGCAGAAAGGGCGAACUUCAGCCUAGCGCAGCCAUGACAUGUCCCAACAGCCAGGCUGCCAAUCCCUUCUUCGUGGACUCGCUCAUCAACGUCAGGGGCGACUGCGGCUCUUAUUACCACGGCAACGGCGUCUAUUUGCCACCGGAAUACUCGUACGGACUCCCCGGCGGCUCGACCUGCUUCGCCGGCGUCGCCAAGCGCGGCGAGGGGAGCGCGCCGAGCGGCGUCCCCCCUUCGGCCGCCUACGCUCCGGGGACGGAGACGUGGCCGCAGGAGGCGUCUCGCUCGUGCAGGCUGGAGCAGCAGCAGCAGCACGCCGGCCAGCAGUGCUCCUUCUCCGGCGCCAUCAAGGAGGAGAACGCCUACUGCCUGUACGAGUCCGACAAGUUCCCCAAAGGAGCCCCGGCCGAGGACCUCUCCUUCCCCGGGGCGCCGUGUCGCUCCGCGGGCGGCGGCGGCGGCGGGGGCACCGUGCCCGUGCCGGGCUACUUCCGCCUGUCGCAGACCUACGCCUCCUCCGGGCUUUACCACCGAGCCCCGCCGACCGCCGCUAACUUCCUGCCGCCGAGACCGCUUCCGGCUCCCUCCGGGCCGCGGGAGAGCCACGAGGCGGCGCCGGCGUCGGAGCCCCGCGUCGCCCCGGUUCGGGAGGAGGACAGCCGGCUGUCCUCCGGCGACGGCUCGUCGUCCCCGGAGCCUGCGGACGCGUGCGGCGCCGAGUGUGAAGAAAAGCCCGCAAAAGAUGCCAGCAAAGCGGAGAGUCCGGCUAACUGGCUGACGGCCAAAAGUGGCAGGAAGAAGCGGUGCCCUUACACCAAGCACCAGACUCUGGAGCUGGAGAAGGAGUUCCUGUUCAACAUGUACCUGACCCGGGAGCGACGCCUGGAGAUCAGCCGCAGCGUGCACCUCACCGACAGGCAAGUGAAAAUCUGGUUCCAGAACAGGAGGAUGAAACUGAAAAAAAUGAGCCGGGAGAACAGGAUCCGGGAGCUGUCCGGGAACUUCGCCUUCUCCUGAGACUUUUUUUUUUUUUUUUUUUUUUUUUUUGCGAGGCGGACGGACGCGCAUCUUCAUCCCACCGGACUGCGGAGGAGGGAGGAGGAGGGGUGGGGGGUGAACAGCAACCCAGCGACUCCCCCCCCUCGCCCUCCAAACAAGGCUAACUUAUUAAGUGUGUAUUUAUAUCAGUGGCAUUUGUAAGCGUUGUGUUUGAAAUGUUCACAAAUGUGAUUAUCGUCUGCAUGCGCGGUUCUGCUCAGUCGGUGUCAGUAAAAAAAAAAAAAAAAAUUUCAAUGACUAUUUGCACUUUUGCUGCUCGACACCACGAUCGUCAUAAACGAUCCACGCCGAUUAUUGUUGCACAUUUCCCAAUAAAUGCAUUUUUUUUAGAAUGCCAAAAAUGUUAAAAUCCAUAUUUCAUUUCAUGGCACAGUGUUAAAAUGCAUUUUCAUUGCAAAUGACAUAUUAUUAUGAUUCGAACGGAACUCGCCAUGGCACGAUGUUAAAAUGAUUUUUUAAUAUGUAGUGACACAAUCCAUCUUUUCUAUUACGGCUGUGCUCAAACGUUUUCAUGCUUUUCAUAAUAUUUGUGAAAUAUUGACACUUUUUGGGGGGUAGUAUAUGAGUGAUGACUAAACGAGUGUUUUCCAUUGUUUACCUCAUUUCUCUUUCGUUAAAUGAUUUUUUGCUGCGUUUGUACAUUAAUAACAGUUUUUUAUUGGGGAAAAACACAUUUUUUCUUAAUCACUCAUGUUUUCUUUGAAUAAUGGUACACAUCUCAGAAAUUCUGCCAGGGUUUGGAAACUUAUGAGCACAGCUGUAAGUCCCAAUGACGAAAAAAAAAACUUUGUAAAAUGUAUCUUUUAUUGGUACUUAAUUCCAACUCCCAAUGUACACACAUUUUAAAAUGCAUAAUUUUUUUGUUGUCUUUUGUAAUGUCACGAUGUUAAAAAGCGUCUUGACUCCCA
This is a messenger RNA of Syngnathoides biaculeatus (alligator pipefish), 2099 nucleotides long. It is a transcript of the gene hoxa10b, whose product is annotated as homeobox A10b. Lineage: Eukaryota; Metazoa; Chordata; Actinopteri; Syngnathiformes; Syngnathidae. The coding region runs from base 127 to 1149 and encodes 340 amino acids. Gene Ontology annotation, molecular function: RNA polymerase II cis-regulatory region sequence-specific DNA binding; DNA-binding transcription factor activity, RNA polymerase II-specific. The transcript is spliced from 2 exons. Gene Ontology annotation, cellular component: nucleus. Gene Ontology annotation, biological process: regulation of transcription by RNA polymerase II. The record is from RefSeq and is a predicted model, not a curated record.